Messenger RNA from Haliotis rufescens (red abalone), 4379 nucleotides. Its product is annotated as four and a half LIM domains protein 2-like. NCBI's taxonomy places the organism in Eukaryota, Metazoa, Mollusca, Gastropoda, Lepetellida, Haliotidae. The record is from RefSeq and is a predicted model, not a curated record. Gene Ontology annotation, molecular function: zinc ion binding. The coding region runs from base 256 to 1914 and encodes 552 amino acids. The transcript is spliced from 11 exons.
AGAAUGACAGUUUGUCAACAUGAGGGCCUGUGAAAUCCUAACGGAUCUUGUUCCACCUGGGCUAGAUUCAGUGACUGAGCAGUAGUGGAGGACAUAGGUCGGCCUACACACCUAAAUACCUGUGAACUCGUGUCGCUUGAUGGAGUAGCCUCUUGUGGGAGUGAAUGUUGUCGAGCUGGGACGCUGGCCAAGCUUGUUACACCGGGAGGAGGGACGAUAGUUUAUUGAGAUUGUUCCCCACGUUAAUAAUGUGUUAUGAGUCUCCAGAUUCCACAGAUCAUCAUUUCUUGUGAAGACGGCAUAUUGGUCCAGGAAGUAGACGAGGGUCAACCCUGCCUGGCCUGUACGGACCACUGUCCCGGCUUCAGCCUCCAUGUAUGGAGAAACACUUGUCAGAACUGCAAGUGCCCCCGUGAGCUUCAUGAUGUGUACAAUGAGAACUUUGUCAACGUCCGAGAUCGCCUGGGCUGGAAGCGCCAAGAUGACCCCUCACUGCAGGUGUCGAAGGAGAAGACGUUACGAGAGGGCUACACCUGGGUGCCUCCAGGACUCUCCAGCCAGAAGAUUGAGGAGUACAUGGACCAGCUGCCCAACCACAAAGUGCCGAGGAUUGGGACGCCGGGGGAGAAGUACCGCGACAUGCAGCUCAUCCGCCAACUUCCCAAGCAGGACCUCUCCAUCGACUACAACAAAAACAUGCCUGAGGAGGUCGAGAAGAGGGAAUUUCAGAUUUUCCGAGAUCUCCGCGAUCAGGUUGCCAUGGAUAUCGGCGUGGUGAAAGACUCACCUGUAGCAAUUAGUUGCUACUACUGCAAGGGGGAGAUCGACGUAGCCGACCUGGUAGUGUGUGCGUCUAAAGCCGGAAAUGAUGUGUGUUGGCACCCGGCAUGUUUUGUGUGUGAGGCUUGCGAGGAACUCCUGGUGGACAUGACGUACUGCUACCACUCAAAACAUAUAUACUGUGAGCGGCACUAUGCAGAGACUAUACGGCCUCGAUGCCCUGCUUGUGAUGAGUUGAUAUUUUCUGGCGAGUACACCAAGGCCAUGGAUCAGAACUACCACACUGACCACCUGGCCUGCUGGAACUGUGACAAGCAGCUGGUGGCCUGCCGCUACAUUCUGAAGGAGGAGCACCCCUACUGCAUCCCCUGCUACCAGCAGCUCUUCGCACACAACUGUGUGGAGUGCAGCAAGCCCAUCGGACCCGACUACAAGUCUAUCCGGAUCGCAAAACCAGAUCUGUCAUAUAAGGACUACCACUGGCACGAGGAAUGUUUCAAGUGCGUGAGCUGUCAGAAGUCACUGGUUGAUCAGCCCUUUGCCCCCAAGAACAAUGCCAUCUACUGUGCUGACUGCCACGAUGAAAACUUUGCUGCUCGCUGUGAUGGCUGCCAACAGCCCUUUAGGGGAGGUAUGAAGAAGUUUGAGUACAAGGGCAAGCAAUGGCAUGACAACUGCUUCACCUGCAGUGAGUGUAGACAGCCCAUCGGCAACAUGAGCUUCAUCCCGAGGGACGAACUUGUCAUCUGUGUCCCAUGCUACGAGACCAACUAUGCACAGAGAUGUACAAAGUGUGCCGGGGUGAUCAACAAGGGAGGGAUUGCCUACAAGGGCACACCAUGGCACAAGGAAUGCUUCACAUGCACCAACUGCAACAAGAUGCUAUCUGGAGAGAAGUUCACAUCAAGGGACGAGAAGCCAUACUGCGGAGACUGCUACGGUCAACUGUUCGCCAAGAAGUGCUGUCGUUGCACACAGCCAAUCACAGGUAUUGGUGGCACAAAGUUCAUCUCUUUCGAGGAACGUCACUGGCACAGUGACUGCUUUGUAUGCUACAAGUGCAAUGCCUCCAUGGUCGGCCGCGGCUUCCUGAUGAACGGCGACGACAUUGUGUGCCCGGAGUGUGGACGCUAACUACAUACCACAACCAAGGGAUGGGUAACAAUGGGAAAAGGGAGGAGACACCUCCCGAGGAGAACGUGUACUGUAUCAGGGUCCCAAGGAUAUGUUUACACCAAGUGCUUCAACUCUCAACUCUCAACUCCACAGAUCUUAUGGGACGUCAUCUAUUUUGACAAAUGUGCAGAUUUUACUAAAACAUAGCCAAACAGAAAACUAUUCCAUCCAACAGGCAGCAGUACCAAAAUCUGACAUUGUGAUCUGCAUAUGCAAAUUAACAGUGUCAAAUCCCCACUGCCACACAUAUGGAUGUACAACUUCUUGAUACAUUACCAUUAGGAGGUUGGUGAAUACCUUGUGAUGUUAUGAUGACAACUGCUUCUGUAAGGUUGGUGCAGCUGCAUGCACAGUUGUUUUCCUAAAACAUAAUGAUAACCAACUUGCUACAUUGUUACCUAUCCCUUAUGGAUGCAAGGUGAAUGCAUAAUUAGACAGUAGGUGGCGUAGGAAUCUCUCAACUGGCUUGAUGUUGCUUUAGUGAUGUGCGAGAGGUGUGAAAAGGAGACCGGAUGACAGAAAUAUAUUUAUAAUUUAUUUAUCUCAGCCAGUCAGAUGAAGGUGACGUAUUGUGCGUGCCAGUUGACACUGUGUAAAAUACUUGGUUUGACAUUUUCACUUUUACUGAAAGUCAGAUUUUCUUUCGCUGAAAAAUGUUUAUUGAAUAUUUUACACUUUUUCGUCUUGGGUUCAAAUCUUAAACAUAUCAACAAGAAAAUAUCAAGGACUGAAACUUAGAAGCUGAUGUUUAGGUAGGGUGAUGAGCUACAUAGAAUAACAAAAGUUUGAUUUUUGUGCAGUUUUGCAUUUUAUGUUUUCAGUUGGUUGGAGUUGCCAAUGAUGAGAUAAAUUGUUUUCUAAAUAUAGGAAGAUGAAUUCAUUUUUCACAUUUCAGAAAUUACGAUUAAGUAUGUCUGUAUGUUAUGACUUCAAUUCUAGUCUAAAACUCUGUGUAUAUAACCUGUCUGUUACACCUGUAUUAUAUAUUCCAUAUAUUGAUUCAGAGCUGAAUACUAUCUGCCACACAACCGAUCUGAGGACAAAGCAGAGGUCAGGUGCAGUAUUAAUGCAUAAGGUUUCAUAAUACGUUUUAUGUAUAACAGGAAAUAGACUACUAAAAAAAAUUCUAAAAAAUGUUUCAAUUUUCAUAAGAUGGAAGUAAAUAUGAAAGCUUUGUCUUCAUAUCUGUUCAACCUGUACAAAAGUUUUGUUUUGAAACAAUUUAUGGACAUUAACAGGUCAAAUUGAUUGGGCAAAAGUUGUCCAACUUACCAUAAAUAUAUAUAUAUACAAACAGCAGAGAGACCUGGCACUGUUCAGUUUGCCUGCAAAUGUUAACACUGCACAAGGUUGAUAAUGUAUAUACAAACUUUCUUCUCAGCCUAUUGUUUAUGGAAUCAGUAGGGAUGUACAGAUACGUGUGUACUACAUAGCUGCUGCAACAGACAAGGAUUACUGCGAUAAGACUGUUAUAAUUUGGUAGUGAAUGACCCCCCCAAAGUUGUGCUUAUGGCAUAAGCCUUUAUCUUGUAAACCAGUUAUCAGUGAGAUGUCUCAUGAUGCAUGUAGUAUAUCGUAACCUUUGUAGGGCAAUAUGUAUCGUAUCACAACUCUUGUAGGGCAAUACAUAUGGUAUCGCAAUCUCCCUCCCAUCUUGUUACAGUGCUAUGAAGUCGUACAAGUAUGUAUUGUUGAAUAACUUAGUCUAUUAUGUAGACAUCAUUUCUUUAUAUUUCUCUGGUGCUAUUAACACCCAAGUAAUAUAUCUGCUUGUGUUAUGUGUAUUUUCAAGUCUACAGACACCUUGCUUCCUGGUCAUUCAACAUGAAUCGAGGUUUGUUUCUUUGUUAUAUCAGUAAACCUGAAAUUUUAAAAUGCUUGGAAAAUCUGUUGCCGUUCUUUCUUCUAGCUUGUUUUGUUAUAGAUUGUCAUGUCCUAUUUAUUUUACCUUGAUGUGUACUGUUUGCAUAUUUUACAUACCACUGUUCUAGGUCAUUACAAAAUAUAUAAUGAGCAUGGUGAAGAAAUAUCAGGCAUUGAAUCCCAAACCAUAGGAACGUCACUGUCCCAUGUACUUUCACCGUAACUAGGGCGUGAUAGGACUUUAUCCCAGAACACAGCCACGACUUGAUACCAAAGUUAUCUUAGAAUAUGUCAAGGAACUGAAUUGAGAUCAUAAUAUCGUCAUUUGUAACUCGAGUGAGUGACCACGUCUUCCAGUGGAGUUAGGUAUUUUGUACGAGCAUGACUCUGGACUGUUUUUGCCUGUGUGCUUCAAUGUGUACUGUAACACAAAAGAAUGACUGUAGAAUAUAUGCAAUCAUGUCCUCCUGUGGCUUGAAGGCCCACCAAUGUGAUCCCAUUAGCUACAAUAUCUUGUACAUGCAGAUAAAUCUUAGUCAAUAAAGUUUUUAUUAUUGAAA